AUGUUGUCUACGGCUUCACUUGCUCUUUUCCUGGGCGCGGCGUCUGCGCUCACUGCUUCUUCUGGCUGCGGCAUUCCUUUGGCUUACAAUACCAUGCAAGGCGGCACCGGAUCGAGCAACACCGUCUCUCUCACAUCCAAUGGCAUCAGUCGUACUUUCCUCCUCCAUAUCCCCACCAACUACGACGCCAACUCCCCUCGCGGUCUGAUAUUCUCCUAUGCCGGACGCGGCGCGACUGCUGCUCAACAGGAACAACUCUCCAGCUUCUCGGAUCCUUACUUCAAUGAAGAUCUCCUCGCCGUCUACCCGCAGGGGGUAGACAAUCAAUUCCAAGGAGACCCCGCCGCCACGACGAAUGAUGUACAAUUCACGCUGGAUAUUCUGGAUUACGUGAGUGGGAGCUACUGCAUUGAUACGGAUCGCGUGUUCUCCAGUGGGAAGAGUAACGGGGGAGGGUUCUCUCUGAACAUCUUGGCUUGCGACGAGCAGGCGAGUGCGAGGUUUGCGGCCUUUUCGGGGUGCAGUGGGGCGUAUUGUAAGUCUUUGCCCCCUUUUUUUUUCUCUCCGUAUCGAAAAGCUACCCAAACAUACCUAGCGCUGUACGCUGACAUGUGGUGACAGACCAAGCCAACGCCGCCGACGGCUCAUGCUCCCCGUCCACCGUCAGCAUCACUUGCAGUCCCAGUCGCCCCGUUCCCAUUCUGGAAUUCCACGGUAGCGCGGAUCCCGUGAUCCCGUACACCGGCGGCGAGCGGCGGGGCGAGUGUCUCCCGGCCGUCGACCAUUUCAUCCAGAACUGGGCGUACCUGGACGGCCUGCAGGCGAGCAACGUGACGCAGCUGUACGAUGGCAAUGUGGUGGAGACGCAGUACGCGUACUCGGAUGAGAGUGCGCUGGGACUGGUGACGAAUUUCUGGGUCAAUGGACUCACGCAUUCUUGGGCUGCUACGGUUCCGAAUGGGGAUUCGGAGACGCCGACGUGAGUUUUUUUUUGCUCUUUCUUUUCUUCUUUUCCCAAAUGUCGCUUCUGGCUUGGGGUUGUUGUGAGUGAGCGCUGUGCUGACUGACCGGCCCGUGUGAUGUCCAGGUAUUUCAACGCCACGUCGAUUAUCAUGGAUUGGUUUGCGCAGCAUCCUCUGAAGUGA
This is a messenger RNA of Lecanosticta acicola, 1145 nucleotides long. The record is from the annotation of a GenBank genome assembly. Lineage: Eukaryota; Fungi; Ascomycota; Dothideomycetes; Mycosphaerellales; Mycosphaerellaceae.